CCUUCAGCUCGAUCGAUCAGCCUCCACCUUCGUUUAAUUUACAGAAUAAUUCAAGUCCCCAUUUGUUCUAGCUUUUUCAAUGGCCAACUCCAUUUUUAGAUCAAAUGAUCAUCACCAAAACAAAACAUUGCACGUAGUAGUGGGGCUGUUUUGUCUUAUGAUGUUGGUCCACAAGGGAGGUGCAACUGAGUUUACAGUUGGAGGCUCUAAGGGCUGGACUGUUCCUGAUCCUGAACUGCAUUACAAUCAAUGGGCAGAAAACAACCGUUUUCAAAAAGGAGACUCUCUUGUGUUCGUAUACCCACCAGACCAAGACUCAGUGCUUCACGUAACCCCGGAAGCGUACAACAAUUGCACCACAACAGACCCUAUGGAGAAAUUCUCCGACGGCCAUACUGUCUACACGCUACAACAAACUGGGGCUUUCUACUUCAUCAGUGGCGACAGAGAUCGCUGCGUCAAAAAUGAAAAGCUUGUGCUGGUUGUAUUGGCAGAUAGAAGCAACGGCUCGAAAACUAACGAAACAAGCACACCUCCUCCUCCGCCUACAGGAGAAACACCGUCUCCAGCACCUUCUGGUGAAGAGUCUCCGCCUCCCGCAACUCCAUCUCCUAUCAGUGAGAUUCCUCCUCCUCCUCCAAGUGGAGCUUCUUCAAUCUCGAUUAGUUUUAUCGGUUUCCUGGGAGCACUCACUGCAGCUUCACCUCUUCUUUUCUUAUCCUAAGCACAAUGUUUGCAUAUACAUAUGAUUGAGCUGAUUUUUUUUUUUAUUUUUUUAUUUUUUUCCCCGAUUGUUUUCGUGCGUAUACCUUUGAGCUCAGCGGGGUCAUCGAUCAACUGGGUUUUCAAAGGUGGAACGCUUUGUUAUAUAGUUGAGAUCGAAAUAAGCUGACAGUGAUACGCUAGAUCUUUGGCGUGCUUGUAACUUCACUGUUGAAGAACAUUGUACGUACAUAAGCAAAUAAAUGGAUUUUUAUACUGUGUGAAUGAA
Alnus glutinosa is the source of this 991-nucleotide messenger RNA. RefSeq names its product early nodulin-like protein 9. Lineage: Eukaryota; Viridiplantae; Streptophyta; Magnoliopsida; Fagales; Betulaceae. The transcript is spliced from 2 exons. Gene Ontology annotation, cellular component: plasma membrane. The coding region runs from base 80 to 724 and encodes 214 amino acids. Gene Ontology annotation, molecular function: electron transfer activity. The record is from RefSeq and is a predicted model, not a curated record.